Pipistrellus nathusii (Nathusius's pipistrelle) is the source of this 420-nucleotide messenger RNA. Lineage: Eukaryota; Metazoa; Chordata; Mammalia; Chiroptera; Vespertilionidae. The record is from the annotation of a GenBank genome assembly.
AUGGGAGCUGAAUGCUGGAGAAGCCUUCUGUUGUUGUUGGCUGCUCUGGUCCUGACAGCCAAAUUGGAUCGCUUUCAAAGGUGGGGGGGCUUCCAGGAGAAGUCCAAAAGCCAGAAAAACAUGAAUUCAACACUCAAAUUCUUCAUUGAAAACUACAACAAUGUGAGCAAUGACACCUACUUAUUUCAAGUAGACAAGCUACUUCAAAGUUAUAUGCAGCUGACAACAGGAGUGGAGUAUCUGGCCACCGUCAAGAUUAGCCGGACCAAGUGCAAAAAGAACAGCACAAAGAGUCAUUCGUGCCCCCAACAAAGCGAGAAGAAGUUGAAGAAGAGUUUCAUUUGCGAUUUUUUGAUAUACACUGUUCCCUGGAUGAAUUAUUACGAGCUUUGGAACAACUCCUGUCAGGAGGCCCACUAG